Molecule: messenger RNA, 677 nt
Organism: Triticum urartu
Lineage: Eukaryota; Viridiplantae; Streptophyta; Magnoliopsida; Poales; Poaceae
Source: RefSeq, a predicted model, not a curated record
AGUAGCUGUGGCAGGACCGCUCUUAUUGAAAACAGGCCACUAUUGAUCGGUGAAGAUUUAUCAGAAGGUGAGGCGAAGGUUUUGCAAGAAUAUGGUUGGAUACCAAACACUGGGCUUGGGACGUUGCUGAACUACCGCGAUCGGGUGGUUCAUGACAGGUGGAACGAGAAAUAUAGCACAGAUUGGAGGAUGAAGAUUGGAAAGCUUCUAAUGAAUGGUUAUUCUGAGGGGGAAUUGAUCAUAACUCAUGUUCCACUGAAUUCAGAAGAAAUCAAGUUGGAGAAUCCUUGAUGAGAUCUCCACUGUAUACAUGGGCUUGUGGUGGCGUCCAUAGACAACCUUCCUCUCGGUGGGUGUUGUAAAGUUGUAGUGUUCACCAUGGAUAUGUCAACAUGUUGUGGGUAUUCAUGUGCACCUGUAUGUAUGACAUAGUGUUCGUUUAGCAGGCGCUGCAAAGAUGGGGUAAGGCCAGCAGUCGCCAUGUGAAUAACCUUAUUAUGUCAUAGGAACAUGGAGAAGGCUGCUAGCGAGUACUUAGCUAGUCUCAUCGAAACUGAAAUGGUGUACUGUAGCGUAUGGGUCCUGGAAUAAGUGAACAGUACUGUAUCUGCUGUAACAAGAAGAUGGUUUAUCCAUGAUGACAUUAACUUUUAAGUGUUUUGGUAUCCUUGUUGAAA